Messenger RNA from Mytilus californianus (California mussel), 4305 nucleotides. RefSeq lists its product as uncharacterized. Gene Ontology annotation, cellular component: endoplasmic reticulum membrane; autophagosome. Lineage: Eukaryota; Metazoa; Mollusca; Bivalvia; Mytilida; Mytilidae. The transcript is spliced from 13 exons. Gene Ontology annotation, molecular function: cyclic-di-GMP binding; 2',3'-cyclic GMP-AMP binding. Gene Ontology annotation, biological process: signal transduction; innate immune response; positive regulation of macroautophagy. The record is from RefSeq and is a predicted model, not a curated record. The coding region runs from base 331 to 2514 and encodes 727 amino acids.
AAACAAGUCUGCUCUACUUUCGUUUUGAACAGUUAAAAAAAAAACCCAUGAUGCGCUGGUAAUUCCAGCAACUGUUCAAACGAAAGAUGUAAGCCUAAUUUCAUCAAGUUAAUUUUUAUCUGAGAAAGCGUCACAAAGUAUAAAGAACAAAGGUAGACGAAAAGAAGAUUAGCUGUAAACUUUGCCCGAUACGGCCGGAAGAUAAGUUUUCGAAUUGCUGUACCACUUUAAAACAUUCAACGUUUGAUUACUGUUCCUUUCCUGGAAGAAAGAAAGGUCAGAACUUGCUGGAUUAACUUUGUAGUUUAACAGGUGAAUGGUGAUUGCAGCAUGAGCUUUGCCAUAUAUGUAGCUUCAAGACUGUUUAUGCAGUUUGCAUGGAUGCUUUAUGAUUAUAGUAAAAGGAUGGCUUCCAGAUACUUUAUAUCUCAUAGCAAUAAAUUGGAAGACAGUAAUCUGGUAGUGGAAGUAGUUGUUCCAAAACUGAGAGAAAAAGGAAUAAACAUUUACGAAGAGGAUGACUUACAAGCAGGGACACUGGUCUUAUCAUCCAUAACAAGCUUAGUCGAUAAAGCAGAUAAAACAUUACUGUUUCUCACAGAAAAUUCCUUAGGAAGUGCAUGGUGUUCCUUUGAAAUGCUGAUUAGUUUAGAGAAAUCUCAGAGGACCAACAGACUCUCAGUUGUUUUAUUACUUCAUAAGAUAGAGGAGUCUCAGCUUCCACAUCUUGCAGUUCUUCAAGAAACUAAAAAAAUACACUUUGAUGAAGACAAUGAGGAUUGGGUGAGAGAGGUAGUUGAAGCUUUAAGAGAAACGAAGACAAUUGGUGACAUUAUGCCUGCUGGAAAUGUUGCUCAUGGAUUAGUCUGGUCCCAUUAUGCUGGAUUUCUACAGUAUGUCUUACCUGUACUGGAAAAAACAGUGCAAGAGUCUGAUUGGUACAUUAGUCUGACUGAUGAAGUUAGAAACAAAGUGUCCUUUAAGUUGUAUGAAUUAGUUCCAAGAACAUGCACUGUUAAAUAUAAUAUACCAAACGAAGAUAACAACAUCAAAGCAGUGAAAACAUUCAAUAUUAAGGCAGUGAUGAGAAGUGGAAAUCACAGAGAGAUAUCGGUAACAAUGUACAGUAUUACCAUUGGCCAAGAGACUUUUUACUGUAUGUGCGAGUUUCCUAAUGUAAUUGGUACAAUGAAAGUAAUGGAGGACAAUCAUUUGGCCAGAUUCUCUCAUACAUACCCAGGCAAAGUUGGAAAAGAAGGAGGUUUUACAACUGCUGCUCAAUUUACAACUGAUGACAAGAAGUUACAGUUAGGCAGAUUUUACUACACUAUGAAUUCUACUCUUAAUCAUUUUGAAAAAUGUUUCAACACUGCAAGAGUUUUGCUGUAUAAUGAUGAAAAGAAGGACAUUUCAGAGGUUUUGGUGGAGGCUGUAAAAGAAGACUUAAAAGAUGCGAUUUCUCCAGAAAAGAAACUCAAGGAAGGUUUACUUCGUCCUAAGGUUGACAAGUUGGAGUCCGUAGAAGAAAACGUAUAUGCUUAUGAAGUAUUUGUUGCUUGUUCCGACCACCCUGAAGAUGAAAAAAGGGCAAACGAGAUAAUAGACUAUCUUACGGAAAAUGGUGUAGCUGAUAGUGAUAUAUUGAUACUUUCAGGUGGUUCUAAUUUUGCGGAUAGACUGGUCUCAGCCUCAAAACAAUGUAGAUGGUUUAUUUUUCUUUUAACAAAACAUGCUCUGAAAGAUGAGUCCUUGAACUUUAAUGUUUUAUCAGCACUGGGUGACAGUAUAUAUAAUAAAAAAGUUCGAGUAAUACCUGUUGUGGAUCAAUGUGAUGACUUGCACAUUCCAGAAGCACUGAGAUGGAUCACAUACAUUCCAUUUGAUGACCAAAAAAGAAAGCAUUUGAAGAGUUUAUACAGUAUUGUUAGUGGAAGGGAUACUCCAAUGGAAACCCAGAUGAUACUGCCAGCAGGUGAUGUGGCCAAUGGUCUAGCUUGGGGAUAUGUCACAAACUAUCUGAUGAAGAUAUUACCAGACGUUUUAAAUGAAAUCAGUCCUGCAUUUGAGAGAAAAGGGACUAAGGACUUCAAAUGUCCACACAAGCUGUACAUAGUCAUUCCUAAAUGUUGUAAUGCUGGUGACGCCUUGAAGGACAAAAAUGGAAGGAUUGCCAAUUUCACAAAAACUGCAGCUGUACAUCCAUUUGGAAACAACAGAUCAGUUCUCUGUAACAUUUACAAAGUGUCAUCAAGCAGUUUUUUUAUGAAAAAGGAAUUAUACUUUGUUGGGCAGUAUGCUGCACCUGUGACUUGCUUAGGAGAAAUGAAAGAUUGGAGUAUUGCUGGGGUUAAUGAUGAGACCAUGGCAUCAGAAGCAGAAAGAUUUUAUAGAAUUGUUAGUCAAUUGAUGAAAAAUGCUGCACCUGAAAAGGCUCAGUAUUGUGAAUUUAUCUACUUUGAUGACAUUACACAUUCCUUAGCAGAUAUUAUGGAGCAGAAAAUCAACGAACAAUGAACAGAUUAUUGCACCAAUUAGUUGUGACUUUUUACUUUUUACUGUUUUGUGGUGGAUCUCUCUUUUCUGUUACUUAUGGCAUAAACAACCUGAACUUCUAAACUGAUUGAAGUGAAAUUGACACAUAAGAUAUUCUCCAUGUAUUGCAUAUCAUUUCUAACGGGUUUUCGAAGGAAAAAUAUAAGUUAUUGAUUUGGGAAUGUACGGCGGGCGGGCGGGCGGCUGCCAAACAGUGUCCGUUCAUUUACAUGAAAACACUUUGACGAAAUAUCUUUUCUCGUUGUUGAGUGGUAGACCUUUCAGUAGUGAAAAGUGAUAUUUAUUAUAUGAUUUAUUUUUAUUUUUUAGUUAUUUCCCUUUAAACAAAAAUGGUGUAAUUAAUAAGUAUGUAGAUAGAUUGUCUAUCAAUGAUUGUAUCUGUUUUUAUUCAUGCAAUAAUUUCCACCUUUUAUCAAGAUAACAAACAUGUGGUAAUUAUCAACUAACAAAAUUAUAAUUGGAGUGACAGAUUUAUUUGAAAAUAUUUGUUUCCUAAGUGUUUUUGAUGAUAAGGUCUGUGGGGAAGUAUAAAUAUAGUUUGAAAUUUACUGCUCAUUAUUAUAUACCUCUCUGACAUUGUACCACAAGGUUCCAUAUCACAAAGGGAAUGCUGGGAUUGAUUUUGGGGGUAGUUGCCUCCCAAUUUUAGGAAUUAGGGGCCAAAAAACAAGCAUUUUUAUAGUUUCAUGACAAUAACUUGUGUGUAAGUGUAUGGAUCUUUAUGAAAUUGUACUACAAGGUUCCAUAUCACAAAGGGAAAGCUGGAAUUGAGUUUGGGGGUAAUUGCCCAAAACGCUUAGGAAUAAGGGGCCAAAAAGGGGCCAAAAAUAAGCAUUUUUCUAGUUUCCAGACAAUAACUUGUGUUCAAGUGUAUGGAUCUCUCUAAAAUUGUACUGCAAGGUACCAUACGACAAAGGGAAGGCUGGGAUUGAUUUUGGAGAUAAUUGCCUCAAAAUUUUAGGAAUUAGGGGCCAAAAAGGGGCAAAAAAACAAGCAUUUUUCUAGUUUCAGGACAAUAACUUGUGUGUAAGUGUAUGGAUCUUUAUGAAAUUGUACUACAAUGUUCCAUAUCACAAAGGGAAAGCUGGGUUUGAGUUUGGGGGUAAUUGCCCUAAAUGUUUAUGAAUUUGGGGCCAAAAAACAAGCAUUUUUCUAGUUUCCAGACAAUAACUUGUGUUCAAGUGUAUGGAUCUCUCUGAAAUUAUACUGCAAGGUACCAUACCACAAAGGGAAGGCUUGGAUUGAGUUUGGGGGUAUGAAUCAAAAGGGGGUUCAAAAAAUUUGGGGGGGAUUUUUUUUUCCCUUUUUUUCCUUUUUUUUUCUUUAAAACUUUCAAUUUUAAAUUGGUUAUUUCUGAUUUAUACAUAAAAGCAAAUAAUAAUGAUAUGGUUUGAAUAGGUAAAUUAAAAAUUCUUAGACCACAUUCAUUCUGUGUCAGAAACCUAUACUGUGUCAAAUAUUUAAUCACAAUCCAAAUUCAGUGCUGUAUCAAGCUUGAAUGUUGUGUCCUACUUGUCCCAACUGUUCAGGGUUCGACCUCUGCGUUCGUAUCAAGCUGCGCCCAGCGGAGCAUUUUAUUUUAAAUUUUAAGUGCUUACAUUUUUAUGCUUAUGUGUACCUGUCUUAUGUGAACUUGUUGUGUUGUGAUGUUUUGUAUAUAAGUUAUAGUCGGUUUUAAGAGCUUUCUUAAGGUAAUGUUUAUUGUUGUUUGUACAUGUGUGCCUACUCUAAAUAAAUUUACUUACUUACUUA